Molecule: messenger RNA, 2358 nt
Organism: Funneliformis geosporum
Lineage: Eukaryota; Fungi; Glomeromycota; Glomeromycetes; Glomerales; Glomeraceae
Source: the annotation of a GenBank genome assembly
AUGUCAGAUUUUCGCUAUAGCCGUAAUCAAACUUACCGUCCCGAAUAUAGUAGAGAUAACCGUGAAGAAAAUAGACACCGUCGUCGUAGGUCCCGUAGUAGGUCUCAUAGUAUAGAUCGUCAUAGAGCUAAUGGUGUAAUAAAUAGACAAGAGAAUUGGCGAGAAGAUUUUCCUCAAAGGGGCAGACCAGAGGAUAUUGGAGCACGCUCAUGGGGUAAUAAGUUUUAUUAUGACGAUCGUGAGGAAAAUAGUAAAAGAAGGAAAACUAGACAUGAAAGAGAGAGAAUGCCAGAGGGACGUUGGAGAGAACGUAAUCUUGGCGAACCCAAUAAUCAUGUUAUUCUACAAGGAUUGCCACUCGCAGCUACUGAGAAUGACAUUCAGCAUACACUUGAUAACCUGCAUGCUAGUAUUGAGAAUAUACGUUUAAUUAGGGAUCGCCGCACAGGGGAUUCACGCAGAUUUGCUUUCGUUAAAUUUACAAGCGUUGAACAUGCAAGACAAUUCAUCGAAGCCAACCAUCCUUUUAUCAUGAUGGAAGAUAUUCGUGUUCGCGUUGAAUACAGCAAUAGUGCAUCUGCAGAGGAUGAAGAAUCCAUGGUGUCUGGCUCACUUCAUUUGGCACCUACCAAUUCGUUCUUUAAUGAUGGAGCAAAUGAUUUAGCUCAAGUUCCACAUCAUAUCUUAUUAGUCCGUGGAUUAGAUCCUUUGACUACCGAAGAGACUCUUUAUGCCACUGCGAGUCAGGUGGCAGCUUUAAGGAGAGUUUUGCUGAUUAAAGAUCGAGCUUCCAGGAUGUCUUGGGGAUUUGCAUUUUUAGACUAUCACGACGUUCAGACUUCUUCAUAUGCCUUGUCAAUUUUCAACAAUCCUCACUAUUAUCCAGGAGGAUUUUUGGUUGAUUCACGAUCUGUUAGUAUGACAUUUGCUCAUCCCGGAUGUUUUACACCAGCUUAUGCCACUACUGAGUGGACUAUUUGGGGAGAUGAUGGGAUCGCCAUGUCAUACUGGGAUCAAAAAGCAUAUGCAGUUGAAUAUUGUGGAUCACAGUGCUCAGUUCCAAUUGAAUCCAAUAUACCUUUAUCGUCUAUAAAUUCGACUUCUUUAAAUGAGGCUGAAAGUAAAAUCCGAAAAGAGAGUUCAUCAGAGGCGAUGAAAGAAUCGAUCACAGUUCCUGAAACAAAACUUAACGUCGAAGAUGAAUUAAAUGCUUUCUAUUCGGAUAUGGGCGCAGUUUUAACAUCUACUGGAAAGGCUGAGACUAAAUCUAUAUUUUCAGUAUCUGAUAUGGUUUCAACCUCAAAUAAUCAGAAUAAAUCAAAUUUUUCUCCAAAGAAAAAUCAGGAUUCGGAACUUAACGAAUUUUAUGCAGGCCUUGAAACUUCAACAUCUGAAGUUGAUUCUCAAGGCGUUGAAAUUCAACAAUUUUCCGAUGAUAAAAUUAUGAAUAAACCACCAUCUGUAGAUAAUGAUUUUACUCAUCAACAGCCUUCAGGAAUUCAUUCUCCGCAGGAGCCUAUAAAUCACGAACAGCAAGUACCUUCACAACAAAUUCAUCAAAUUAAUUCAAGUAACUCAAGAGAUUCUUUAUCACCAGAAACUGGAUACGAACCGGAAACAGUUGAAGAAAACGAAGCCUUACGUGAAGUAUCGAUAUCAACAUCUCAUGAUCCUUCGAAAGGAGUUAAAGAAAAGAAAAAGAAAUCAAACAAGCCAAUUGGGAAAAAGAAGGUUCAUGAACAGUUGCAAAAAUGGAAUGAAAGGAAAGAAGAACUACAUCAAAUAAAUGAUACCAACCAACCUGAAUUAACUGACGGUCUUUUCGACUAUACGUUAAAUGCAUGCCUAUUAUGUCAACGACAAUUUAUAGAUUUGGCUGAACUUCAAAAACAUGAACAAUUAUCUGAUUUGCAUAAGUUGAAUUUGGAGAAUGAACAUCUAGUGCAAACUAUUCGUAUGAAACGAGCAUAUGGAUUACAAAAUGAUGGUGAUUGUGAAAAACCUCAGACAAGAUAUAAUAAUAGAGCGGCACAAAGAAGGAAAAUUUAUGGACAACCCAGGAGACCUCCUGCUUCGUCUGGAUCAUCCAAUCCAGUUGAGGAAACAUAUGAUCAGCCCACAAAAUUUGGAAUUGGAGAAGAUAAUAUUGGAAAUCGUUUAUUGCAGAACAUGGGAUGGAAAGCAGGAGAAGGUUUGGGAAAAAAUAAAAAUGGUAUAGUUGUUCCUAUCCAACCAGAGAUUUAUACAGCAGGAGUUGGACUUGGAGCUUCAAAUAGUCAUAGCAUAUUGGAAGAUGGACAGAAUACAUAUUAUGGGAUGGCAAAGAAAUUUGCUAGAGCCCGGUUAGAAGAAUCUUAA